UCGGUAUAUCAGUAAUCGGCGUCGAGCCCUCUGAUGCGACUGUCCGAUGCUCGGUUGAGUGUGUUUGCCUUUAUAAACUAUUCGACUCCAAAUAGUUCCUGAAUUUUCUCAGUUUUUCUACACUUACACGCCGUUUUUUAUAUAAAUUUUCGUUUUCACCUGAUUUUACAAUCUAGUGCUGCUAGUCAAUACAUUGAUCAGCAAUCAUGGAUGAAGAACCAGUUGCACACAGGUUUAUCAAACCUGGCAGUCACAGGAACAAAGGUCUUGCUGUAUUCACCAGUGGUGGUGAUUCACAGGGUAUGAAUGCUGCUGUUCGUGCAGUUGUACGUAUGGGCAUUUACCUAGGAUGCAAAGUUUUCUUCAUCAGGGAAGGUUACCAAGGAAUGGUAGAUGGAGGCGAAAACAUCGUGGAAGCCAACUGGUCCUCUGUAUCUUGUAUUAUUCACAGAGGUGGCACUGUCAUCGGCUCAGCUCGUUGCAAGGAUUUUCGAGAGCGUGAGGGCAGGAAGAAGGCGGCCAAAAAUCUGGUGACGCGUGGCAUCUCGAACUUGGUCGUCAUCGGCGGUGACGGUUCGCUCACCGGUGCCAAUCUCUUCAAAACCGAGUGGUCCGAUCUGUUGAAGGAUCUCGCUAAAGAUGGUGAGAUUACAGCUGAACAGGCUGAAAAGUACAAGCACCUGCACAUCGUCGGCAUGGUUGGCUCGAUCGACAACGAUUUCUGCGGUACUGACAUGACGAUCGGUACCGACACGGCCCUCCACCGUAUCAUCGAGAGCAUAGAUGCCAUCGUCAGUACCGCCUACUCACAUCAGCGUACAUUUAUUAUGGAGGUCAUGGGCCGUCAUUGCGGCUAUCUGGCUCUGGUGACAGCUAUAUGUAGCGAGGCAGACUAUGUUUUCAUCCCAGAGUGGCCGCCGGAGCAGGAUUGGCCGAACAAGCUCUGCAAAAAGUUGAUGCAGGAGCGUCUCACGGGCCAGAGGCUGAACAUAAUCAUCGUAGCCGAAGGCGCCGUGGAUAGGAACGGCGACCCCAUCACCGCCGAAAAAGUGCGCGAAGUCGUCGUCGAAAAGCUCCAGCAGGACACCAGAAUUACCGUUCUCGGCCACGUGCAGCGCGGUGGCAACCCUUCGGCCUUCGAUCGUGUCCUCGGCUGUCGUAUGGGUGCCGAGGCCGUGAUGGCCCUGGUCGAGGCCUCGACUGAAACGGAAGCAUGCGUGGUCACCCUGGACGGUAAUCAGGCGGUCAGGCUGCCUCUGAUGGAGUGCGUGCGCCGAACGAAGGCCGUGGCUCAAGCUAUGGCCGACAAAAACUGGGACUUGGCCGUGCAGCUCCGUGGAAAGGGCUUUGUUCGGAACUUGGAGACUUACAAGAUGUUGACGCGCUUGAAGGCUCCGGUCGACGUUGAUCAGAAGGAGGGAGGUCAUCCUACAUUGACCAAGCAAUACACAAUGUGUGGACAAGACCACUACACAUUGGCGGUAAUGCACGUAGGCUCGCCGUCGUGCGGUAUGAACGCUGCGGUACGUUCAUUCGUGAGGAACUGUAUCUACCGUGGUGACAAAGUUUACGGUGUAAUGGAUGGCGUCUUGGGUCUAGCCACGGGCAAACUCAAGCAGAUGGAUUGGCCGUCUGUGACCGGUUGGGUAGCCCAGGGAGGUGCUUAUUUGGGUACCAAACGAGCUCCGCCAAAGGACGAACAGUUGCCCAUGAUAGCACAAAAGUUGAAAGAGUUCGGAAUACAAGCUCUCUUGAUCAUCGGUGGUUUUGAAGGUUUACAAACCGGUCUCAGCUUCUACAACGCCAGAGACAAAUUCCCCGAGUUCCGCAUCCCGAUUGCCAUGAUUCCAGCUACUAUAAGUAACAAUGUUCCUGGAACGGAAUUCUCUCUGGGUUGCGAUACAGCUCUGAACGAAAUCACGGAGAUUUGUGAUCGUAUCAGACAGUCAGCCCAAGGUACGAAGCGCCGAGUCUUCAUCAUCGAAACCAUGGGUGGUUAUUGCGGCUAUCUCGCCACGCUCGCGGGUCUGGCUGGUGGUGCCGAUGCAGCCUACAUCUUUGAGGAAAAGUUCAACAUCAAAGAUCUGAACCAGGACAUCAUCGCCAUGGCGGCCAAGAUGUCCGAGGGCGUUCAGCGCGGUCUGAUUUUGCGUAACGAGAGCGCAAACUCAAACUACAAUACCGAGUUCAUGCAGAGGCUAUUCAGCGAGGAGGGCAAAGGUCUGUUCAGCUGCCGCAUGAAUAUUAUCGGUCACAUGCAGCAAGGCGGCUCCCCUACACCGUUCGAUCGUAACUUGGGUACUAAGAUGGGAUCAAAGGCCGUGGAAUGGUUCACGAAUCAGUUGAAAAAGGAUGCUCAAGCUGAUGGAACGACAGUGUCAAAUUCACCCGACAGUGCCGUCAUGCUGGGUAUCGUCAGACGUCAAUACAGAUACACGCCAUUCAGUAAUCUCAUCGACGGCACCGACUUUGAACACAGAAUCCCUACUUACCAGUGGUGGAUGAAGCUGCGCCCGCUGCUCAAGGUACUGGCGAAACACGAUUCAACGUACGAGGAGGAGGGUUUGUACAUCACCGUCGAGGAGAUGGACAAGGACAACGACGCGCCUCUCGUCUAAAUGACCGUCGUCUAUUUCGCGUACGCCCCUCAACUUUGCUCUUAUUAUUUUUUCCUAGCCAGUAUUCCGUUUUUUCUUUUACUUUAUUUUCACAAAAUCUCUCUAUGUAUGUACCAUUGAUAAUUUUUUGCAAGACGAGCUAAAAAUAACAAAUUGCUAUACUACGGUAAAUGCUCGAAAAUUGUGCUAUAGGAAAUUUGAAUGGCGGCUCUUUACGUACACGCGCAUGUACGUUACAAUGUCGUUCGAGACGAGGAGCUGGUUACUUCGUCGUCGAGACGAAAUGAGCGUAAAUCAAUUAUAUAUAAAUAAUAGUAAUAAUUAAUGAAUUGACAUGUUCCAAUACAUUAUAUUAUUUAGUGAAAAUUAAAUUCAGUGACACGCGGACACUGCACUGCUUUGAAUAGAAAAAUUAAAUAUCCAAGUGUGUUCUGUUGCUACAAGGCGGUCGCUGUAAAGAUAAUAAAUGUAGAAAAUGUUGUUCAAUUAUAGAAAAUACGUACCCUCCAUUUUCUGGAGAGUUAUCGGUCAAAUGUGACAAACAAAUCGUACAUUAGAAAAAAGAAAAAAAACAUUACUUCUGCUGUCGAUCAGCCGUGCGAGGACCUUGAUUUUUUUCAUAUAUGUAUAUUAGUUUUAUUUUACAUAGAUAUAUUUUAUACGAGCCAUUUUUUAAACCCCAUGAAUAAAAAAAUAUAUUUUAGUUUAUGAUUGAUCGCGUUUAAUGAUUUUUGAAUCCUAUUAUGAAACCGUAACUAUCAAUCAUUCAAUCGCACGGCUGACAACAAACUCGACCAUCGACGAAUGUCCGCAACAGAUAAAUAAAUGAACUUGUAAUAGCCGUAGCCAACGCGCGUCCACGUUAUAUGAUACCUCGAAGAAAAGUACGUUAGUGCAUGUACGUACCUACACGAAACCACUUUGGCACUGACACAAAAAUCAAAGAAACGUACAAGUCACCUCCAAGGCUAUGAUGUGUAUGCAAGAAGUAUAGGUAUCCUAAAAAUUGAUCGGGUCGAUCCCGAUCAUAUUUAAUUGUUUAUGGUGUAGAAAUAGAUAGAAAUUGACAGUACAAGAAGCCGGCCGGUAUAAGCAUAUUUCUCGACGAUUAUUAUAAGGCGCAAUUUUCUUUCCUGUGUACGUAUAAUUCUAAAUGUUUACGCAAGUUAUUGAAGCUGAUUGCGAUGUUUUUAUUCGCUGAUCAUUAAAUAUUGUCGAUCAAGGCUAUGUUGUGUUGUUUUUUGGCCUCUACAUAUACGCGUUUCAUUUAACUCGACGUGUCGUUGUUGUUGUAAAAUCGAGUGUUAAGACUCGUAAAUAAUCCGAAAUUCGGACACAUCCUAUGUGCUAUACGUAAUGCCGUAUUCGUUCCUUUCGUUCGCGCAAGUAACAAAAAAAAGUACACACGAGAGCCGAUCGCUGCGCGUAACGAAAUCCUCGACGAGCUACGCACGGAUUACUGAAAAAUCGUGUAAAGCUUGUUUGCUCGUCCGGAAAAAAAAAUACGACAACCAAUGGAGGAUGUAUCCCACUAUGUCAAUCUCUCGAGGAAUUAAAAUGUUAUACUCUUGACAUGGCGUAGUGUAUACAUGUAUAGGUAUUAUUAAAAUAAAUAUCAUCUAAAAACCAGAUAUUUUCAGUUUGCAUAAAAGAGCAGUAUAUAUAUUUUGUGAAAAGAACAAAAACGCCAUUUGUUACAGUGGUGACUAGAACAAAGAAAAAAAGGAUCGAAUUGUUAUAUUUUUCGAGCAAUAAAUGUAAGUCAACUAAAUGGUGCGCUUAUUAAUACAGGUAUUAAGGAGGUUCGUUAUUUCAAAUAAAUUUUAAUUUGUUGUAAUCAACAAAACAACUUGAUGAAACCUUACGCAAUUUUACGAAAUGUUCUAUAUUGCUAGCAAAGAUGUGAUAUCUUACUCGAAAUGAUUUUUAACGUGUUUUAAUUUUUCUAAGCUUAUUUUGUUUAUCAGAAAUUGCCAGGGGUUUUGAAAACUUAUUUGAUUUUUUAGUUAAUUUCUGAGAACGAUAUGUAACGAAUAUUAUUACCUCAAUAUCUCUGCCAUUGGGUUUUAUGAAGAUUUUUUUGUUAAUUAUUACAAUCGAAGGUUCUAUUUUAAUGUAACAAACCCCCACAGACGACGCAGUAUAAGAGUAACAAUUUACUGUGAAUACUAUUAUUAUUGCCUACUAAAAACAAAAGCGUACAAUAAUCUAGGCAAAUUUAGUUUAUUUAGUGAAAA
Molecule: messenger RNA, 4855 nt
Organism: Copidosoma floridanum
Lineage: Eukaryota; Metazoa; Arthropoda; Insecta; Hymenoptera; Encyrtidae
Gene: Pfk
Product: ATP-dependent 6-phosphofructokinase
Biological process (GO): canonical glycolysis; fructose 1,6-bisphosphate metabolic process; fructose 6-phosphate metabolic process
Cellular component (GO): cytoplasm; 6-phosphofructokinase complex
Molecular function (GO): identical protein binding; fructose-6-phosphate binding; AMP binding
Source: RefSeq, a predicted model, not a curated record